Stylophora pistillata is the source of this 1154-nucleotide messenger RNA. RefSeq lists its product as uncharacterized. NCBI's taxonomy places the organism in Eukaryota, Metazoa, Cnidaria, Anthozoa, Scleractinia, Pocilloporidae. Gene Ontology annotation, molecular function: calcium ion binding. The record is from RefSeq and is a predicted model, not a curated record.
UAUCAAGACCCUGUCUGCAGGAAAAUGGAACGACAUAUGACAAUGAAUGCCUGUACAAAUUAAGCUUCUGCAAGGGACUGGACAAUAAUACCUUGUAUCAUCCGGGCAGCUGUGAGGGCUUUCCAAUCAUUCAUGGUCGGGUAAAGCUCUUUCGAGUUCCCAAAUGGUCAGACUCAAGCUGCAAAAGAGUGGUAUUCCCACCAUACCGCUUCUAUCCAAACAAAGAAGUUCAAGUGCAGAUCACCCUUAGUCAUAUGAACCUGAAUGACUCCGACACGGUGCAUCAUGCUAUCACAUUUUGGACAGAAAAAGUCAACAAUCAAAAUUUUACAGUCUGCGCAAUGCAAUCUGGGAGGAAUGGAAACAACUUCAAUCCUUUCGCCACCAUUGAUUGGAUGGCGUACCAAGGAGCACCCCCCGAGGGAAUGACGGGAAGAAUCAAAAUGACAAAAUGGUGGUCAGGAACGAAUUGUGCAGAUGUGACGUUUCGAAAGGACAAGUUUAAGGAUUCACCGGUUGUUCUUGUGACAUCUGAUCACCAAAGAAGUGGAAAGGAACACGACGCUGCGUUGAUCUGGACAGAAGAUGUGAAAAAGGACUCGUUCAAGGCCUGUUUGCGAGAACUACAAAACUUUGAUGGCAAGCAUCAAGACAUUUAUGUGACCUGGUUUGCGUUUGCUAAGUUACAUAAACCACUCUUCACUGAGCAUGGUUCUGUAUACUUUCCAAAUACGGAUCCACCCACAGAUGAAGACAACAACGCUUACUGCGAGUUUGUACACUUUACACGAAGUUACAAUGCGAUACCAUCCGUCCAAGUAUCAGCUAAUCACAGCACAACAGCGAGUGGAAACAUGGCACCAGUUCAUAACGGUAUUUCUGCGUGGGUUGAGGUAAGAGCUUUUUACUUGGUAGACUUUAAAAAAUGUUAUAUCGGCUUAAAAAUAAUUGCUUGAUUAUCAAAAGUCCUCAUAAAAAUAGCCAUCAACUUUACCGUUAUUUCUGUUUUUAAUUCCUCUUACAGGAUGUAGUAGAGGACAAAAGAGAGAUUUAGCACCACGUUUACGUGAAACGUGGACGGCAAGAGUGACCAAGUGACCUUGUUUUUCCCACCAUUCUUUCACGUUUGCCAGUUGCCCUUUGCCGUUUCUAUA